AUGGUAAAGAACUGGGAACUAGCAUCAAAACGAAAGACCGAUCAACAUGUAAAAAUCGAGAGCCUUCAAAGCAUAAUCCAAUCCACUCCAUUGCGAUUGUGCCACAGUUUUUAUCGCCAAGUCAUCCCGACCCAUCUCAUCACUCUUAUCAUCAUCGUCGUCGGUACCAGUGUGGCAACCAUCGUCGCCACCACUAUCAUUGUGGUCGUCAUUUCCAACUGGUCAGUGUCAAUCGCCAGUGGAAUUCGCAGGGCAGCAUCUGGCAUCAUUCAACAGAGACCUUUUCUACAAACACUGCAACAACAACAAUUUAAUUCCAUAAAUCCAGCGCAAUCAAAAUUCAACAACAAAAACAAUGUAUCAGUUUUUUAUGAUCAGCUCAACAACAUCAACAACAAUAACAUCAACAACAAUAACAUCAACAACAAUAGCAUGAACAACAAUAACAAUAACAUAGACUACAUUGAUAAACACCUAGCGGACCAACAACAACAACAUCAAACAUCUCAUAAACAACAAAACCAAACGUUCUCUUUAUCGCAGAAACUUCAGCCAUCAAGCGAUACAACUUCAAAAGCAAUCAUAAACCACUUGAACAGCAACGAUAAUAACAAAGUCAACACUGACGACAACAGUAUCAAAGACAUCAUCAACAACAACAUCAUCAACAACAACAUCAACAAAAACAACAUCAACAACAUCAACAACAACAACAACAUCAACAAUAACAACAUCAACAACAACAACAUCAACAAAAACAACAUCAACAACAACACUGACAACCGUUUGACAGGUAACGAAAUUAGCAGCAACAACCCAAAAACUUACAGCAGCAGAAUCAUCAACAGCAAUACGCACCUUCAAAGCAACUCCAACCACAACAACAGUAGCCACAACAACAACAGCAGCAACAUUUUCAGCAACGUCAGCGACUACUACAACAACGAAAUAACGAACGCGUGCGUCGUAACUACAAAAUGUUCCUACCCGAGGAAAAAGAUGAAAAAUGAGGCGAGCAGUUUGAUGAUGACGAAGACGACGACGAUGAUUAAGUUGGUGUCAGGGUUAACUACAAUGAUAACUUUUUUAAUGUGGUGA
Molecule: messenger RNA, 1098 nt
Organism: Helobdella robusta
Lineage: Eukaryota; Metazoa; Annelida; Clitellata; Rhynchobdellida; Glossiphoniidae
Exons: 3
Coding region: 1-1098 (365 amino acids)
Source: RefSeq, a predicted model, not a curated record